AUGAGCUCUCGCACUGGAAAGCACUUUAGGAAUGAGAAGGAUCUAAUAAUUCACGACAAAACUGGAAGGGUAAGCUAUUAUCUUGGUAUUGUGUUCGCUGGUUCGUUUCUUUUCGUUCCUUUUCGUGACUCCACGAGAUUCAUUCAAAAGUUGUAAGCUUAAGCUUGAAUACAAAUCCUUUGUCAAAGCUUGCCAUUCACUCGUAAAUGUAUUUUUUUAUUUGCAGAUUUUGAUAUCCUGGAAUCGCUUUGCAAGAUCUCUUAAAGAAGCUUUUGAACUAUAUUGGGAAACGAAACAGGUAUGGAGGCAGAGCGAGAGAGUGAAACUGUUUUUAUCAUUAGAUGAUUUUACGAUUGAACUCUGGAAGUUUAUCUGCCACAACUUUUCAGCCUUUUUAUUCUUAGUGACUACUUUAGUGUACGUUGUACGAAUAUAUGUUUGUUUCUUGCCUUCACAGGACAAGAUAUAGAUUUUUCAUGGUUUAGAUUUCAAUCGAAUUCAUUCGUUAGUAUCUUGUCGAUUGUGAAGUCCUUUGUAUUUGUCAACGAUGCGUAAAAUUUAUUCAGCUUUCUCUUGAAUAAUUGAUAACUUGUGGCUGUUAGUUUUCUCUAUCCUAAUAUUUCAGUCUCAAGCUCUAGUUGUAAUCUUAAAUAGCAGAGUUAGGAAAUUCAUCACGUUGUCGCUACAUAAGCUCAUAUAAUUUCGCAAUGUUGUGUUUUGCGCAACGCAUGGUUGCUUGCGGAAAACGGUAGGUGGCACAGAACUGGAGGCGAUUUUCAUUAACAAUGAAAUGAAAACAUGGACUUUGAUAUUUACCCACAGUUUUUUUUGUAAAAUAUUGUUUAGAGACAGUGAACUGCUAUUUGAAGUCGUUUACUUUCGAAUUUUGAAGAGAUCUCUAAUAAUAAAUUGGGUGAUGAAUGAAUCAACCUACAGCUAUUUUUAAACCAUUAUUCCUCACGUCUAUAUCACUGUUUGCACGACAAGAACUUUGAUUUUGGUUAAGAAAUUUUCCUGUUUAUUCUUUCCUUUUUAAAAUAAACUAAUCAUUCUUGUUUACUUACGCUUGUGGGCAUCCAUGAGAGCAUUUGGUGUAAAUCCUUUUUAUAGGGACAUAACAGGGUAUAAGUGAAGUUGGCCCACAUCCAGUCUGGGUUUGUUUUUCUUAGGAGAUCAGGUGUGCCGCCUGUCACAGUAUUAAUCACUGGACUGUCGCGAAGUAUUUUACGAAAUGUUCAAGUCUGAGUGAACUGUCUUAUACCCUGAUGCAGAAAGUUUUCUUAUCUAUCCUUUCUUAUAUCUCCAUAAAAAAUUGUGCAGACUUUUAUUGAAAUAAGAAUCAAAAUGUCUCUUGACAAUAACAUGUUUAACAGAAAAGAAAUGAACUUUUACAAGUCAUCUUGGUACCUUUUUAAUGCAGGGCAUCUACCGUAAUCACAUAGUUUUUAAACUCCUUUCCCAAAUAGACCUUCUUUUUAGUAUAUCUACAUAUAUCAGUUGCAUUUGUUUCUAUGCUAGCACUCAUGUUUCUUUCUAAUGCUUGUUGAUUGUUCUUUUCUAUUUGUGCUGAUGUGUCGAACUCUGACCCGUCAUGCCCCAAGAAUCAAAGUUAUAUGCAAAAUUCCUAGAAGAUACAUGUAGUUCAAUCUCUUCCUUUCCCAACAAUUUCUGCAGGCCACCUCACUACAAAUGUGAUGAGAGGAUUCUUUGGGUUAAAAAAAACUUAGCAUUGCAAUCUUUUAAAAUUUAAACAAUUAAGUACUAAUUAUCCUCCUCCCUUGUGGGAUUUUUCAGGGAAUAAAUGAAACAAAUGCAGCUGUACAUGUAAUUCUAAUGGAACAUAACAAAAUUAGGAAUCCUAACUGGUGAGAGGCUAUCCAGUUGGCCAUUUCACAAGUGUGGCCAAGGAUUUGAAAUUGGGACUGUGGAGAAUAAAUCCAGCUAGUGAGUGGUCAAGGCAUUUUAACUGCUUGGCCACGCUGUUUCCCACUGGUCAUUGCUUGUCAGCAAUUACUUAUUGCAUCUUUUUUCAUAGGCUGAGGUGACAUCUUGGUUUGAAGAACUACCAAGAAAGAUUAAAAAGAUUCCAUUUAAGGACACUGGAAUUGCUGCUAUCCCAUUCCUGUGUUAUCUGAUAGUCUAUUCAAAUUACUCUUUUUUUCGAACAAUUCUUGGACUUGGAAAAGUGACAAAACCGAACCAUACAUUUCUACCAUGGAUGGAAAUGUUAGUCUUCCAUUGUUUUCCUCACCAGAUGCUAGCAAAAUUUGCCCAUCCUGUACUUGACUGUAUUGCAGCCAUGCCUUAUCUGUUUCAUUUUGGUCUACCAUUCAUAUUUGCAUUCUUUAAAGUAGUGAGCAAUCGUAACAUUCGUGGAGUAUAUCCAUUUCUUUGGUGCGCUGGAUGGGUCAAUCUAGUUGCGACUGUCAUCCAGUUCCUGUUUCCUACAGCGCCUCCUUGGUAUGUGGACUCUGUGGUUUUCAGUCCAAGUGGAGAAGUUCUUAAAUCGGCAGCAAAUGAGGCUGGAUUUCAUGGACUUGAUGCGGUUCUUGGGUUUCCAUUUUUUCAUGGGAUUUAUGCUGCAUCGCCAUUACCGUUUGGAGCAUUUCCGUCACUCCAUGUGGCUUGGCCUGCUGUUAUAUUAGUUAGUGGGCCUUGGAUUAAUGAGAAAUUUGCCAUGUUUCAUGUUGUGUGGAUAACAUGGGCGGCACUUUAUUCAAAUCAUCAUUAUGGUGUCGAUGCAGUUGGUGGAAUAUUUUUGGUGUUCCUGGUGAACUUUAUGAUGCGCAAGGUUUGGUGUCCAUUUCCAUUAGAAAACGGCAAGAAACCAUCCUGUCAUAUCUGCAGAAGAAUAUCUCCACCUUUAUUACAAGUUUAG
Porites evermanni is the source of this 2878-nucleotide messenger RNA. The record is from the annotation of a GenBank genome assembly. NCBI's taxonomy places the organism in Eukaryota, Metazoa, Cnidaria, Anthozoa, Scleractinia, Poritidae.